CCUGAGUACAUAUCCGUUGCAACUUCAACGGGAAACAUUUCCUCACCUAUAAAACAUUUCAAAAUUUUAACACUCAUCAUCAUUUUCAGCACCAAAAAUUCUCACUACAAAAUAGAAAGAAAGAAAGAAAGAAAUGGCAGCAUCAAGUUCCAAGCUAAGAAGCUCAUUUUCCUUCCCAAACCUUGUACUUUCAUGCCUAAACUUAAUCCUUUUCUUACUAUCCACAGCAUCACUUGCUCCAAUUCUUCUCCUUAAAACACAUCCAACUUCCUUAGGCUAUGUUCUCUUAAUCUCCUCUUUUAUCUCUCUUUUAUCCUCCUUCAUCGGCUUCUACUCUCGCCUUACUCACUUCUGCUUCAUGACCCACAUCUCAUUUGUCCUCGCCUCGCUCGCUAGCCAAAUCCUUGGCUUCCUCGCGCUAUUUACUAAAGAGAAAUCAAGCCUCUCGAAGCUCGAUUCACCGAGGGAUCCUAAGGAGGCAAAGGUGUUGGUGAGAUUGGAAUGUGGGAUUUUGAUGGCUAUGUUUGUGUUGCAAGUUGUGGUAUUGAUAUUCACUUGUGCACUACAUAGGUGUUGGAUGAAGGAGUAUGAAGGAUUGGAGGAAGAAAGGGAGAAAAUGGCGGUGAAACGAAGUAUGAAGAUGGCUGAAUUUGGUGAGGACUCGAUGGUUGAUGGGGCUAAGAUGUCUGAGGAAAAGUCUAAGGAGUUGGAUGAGAAGGUGAAGAGUAAGCUUAAGUUAUGUGAUUAGUACUAUUGUACUAUGUUGUUUCUGGAUUUGUAUAAUUGUAUUACUUCUAGUAAUCUCUGGCUCACGUUUUAUAUAGUAAAGUGGCCUGUCAUCGCCUAUGUGAUCAUCUUGUAUUACUCCCUCCGGUUUUUAUUAGUUUACAUGUUUUGACUUUUGCCAUCAUUCA
Messenger RNA from Beta vulgaris subsp. vulgaris (sugar beet), 914 nucleotides. RefSeq lists its product as hypothetical. The transcript has a single exon. The coding region runs from base 134 to 748 and encodes 204 amino acids. Lineage: Eukaryota; Viridiplantae; Streptophyta; Magnoliopsida; Caryophyllales; Amaranthaceae. The record is from RefSeq and is a predicted model, not a curated record.